CGCCGGGAGGGGGCGGAGGGCCCCGCGCGGCCUCCCCGCCUCCGCUCCGCUCCGGCCAAUCCCUUCGGCUUGUGCUCCGGCUCCGCCAACCCGGCCGGGGCCCGAACCUGCUCGAACCCAUUAUGCCGUAGAGGCCGCCGGGGCGCAGUGAGGCCCUCGCCGCGCCUGCGCCCUGGGCGUUCCUGAGGCGGCCCGGCCGGAGCGGGCGAGCGGGCGAGCGCGGCGCGGGCUUCGCCUGAGGCGCGGGCGGGGCGGCGAGCGGCCGGCUCCGAGGUCCCGAGCGGGGCUGCGCGCGGGGGACGCGGGGGACGCGGCCGCGGGGCCGGGCCGAGGCUCCGGGAGGCGGCGGCGCGCCCGCCGGCUGGAUGGGAAGUUCAUGUUGACGGUGACGUCCACGCCAGGUUUCCAAGGUGGCGACAGACAAGGUGGCAGAAAAGCUGAGUGCCACUCUCUCAUGGGUGAGGAGCACAGUGUCGCACACAGUCAGUCAGAUGGCCAGUCAGGUGGUGAGUCCAGCUGCCUCCUUGCACACCACGUCCUCCUCUACCACACUGUCAACACCAGCACUUUCACCAGCUUCUCCGUCACAGCUGAGUCCAGACGACUUAGAACUCCUGGCUAAACUGGAGGAGCAGAACAGGUUGAUAGAGACAGACAGUAAGUCUCUAAGAUCUGUGAAUGGGUCAAGAAGAAACAGUGGCUCCUCCCUUGUAUCCAGCUCGUCAGCUUCCAGCAACCUCAGCCACCUCGAGGAAGAUUCUUGGGUUCUUUGGGGAAGAAUUGUGAAUGAAUGGGAUGAUGUGCGCAAGAAGAAAGAAAAGCAAGUAAAGGAGCUUGUUCGUAAAGGGAUACCUCACCACUUCAGAGCAAUAGUGUGGCAGCUUUUAUGUGAUGCACAGAGUAUGCCUGUUAAGGACCAGUACUCAGAACUCCUGAAAAUGACUUCACCUUGUGAAAAGUUGAUCCGAAGGGACAUUGCUAGAACUUACCCAGAACACAAUUUUUUUAAGGAAAAAGAUAGUCUUGGGCAAGAGGUUUUAUUUAAUGUAAUGAAGGCGUACUCCCUGGUGGACCGCGAGGUUGGCUACUGUCAAGGCAGCGCGUUCAUAGUUGGGCUGUUGCUCAUGCAGAUGCCAGAAGAAGAAGCUUUUUGUGUAUUUGUUAAAUUAAUGCAAGACUACAGACUUCGUGAACUUUUUAAACCAAGUAUGGCGGAACUGGGCCUUUGUAUGUACCAGUUUGAAAGCAUGAUACAGGAGUGUCUUCCAGAGCUCUUUGUACAUUUUCAAUCGCAGAGUUUCCAUACAUCCAUGUAUGCAUCGUCUUGGUUCUUGACUAUCUUUCUUACAACUUUUCCACUACCAAUUGCAACAAGAAUAUUUGAUAUCUUUAUGUCAGAGGGCUUGGAAAUAGUGUUUCGAGUGGGCCUAGCGCUUCUUCAGAUGAACCAGGUGGAGUUACUGCAGCUCGACAUGGAGGGGAUGUUGCAGCACUUUCAGAAGGUCAUUCCACAUCAAUUUGACGGUGGCCCAGACAAAUUAAUCCAGUCAGCUUACCAAGUCAAAUACAACUCAAAAAAAAUGAAAAAACUUGAAAAAGAAUACACUACAAUAAAAACUAAAGAAAUGGAAGAGCAAGUUGAAAUUAAAAGGUUACGCACAGAAAAUAGGCUUUUAAAGCAGCGCAUUGAAACAUUAGAGAAAGAAAGUGCUUCCUUGGCAGAUAGAUUGAUACAGGGACAAGUGACACGAGCCCAGGAGGCUGAGGAAAACUACCUCAUAAAACGGGAGUUGGCCACCAUCAGACAGCAGAGUGAUGAGGCCAGGGCUAAGCUGGAGCAGGCUGAAGGCACCAUCAGGGAGCUCCGGCACCACCGGCGACGGCAUAAAUGCAGCUCCACCUACAACGAAGAUUUUGUGCUGCAGCUGGAGAAGGAAUUGGUCCAGGCCCGACUGAGUGAGGCCGAGUCUCAGUGUGCACUGAAGGAGAUGCAGGACAAAGUGUUAGAUAUAGAGAAGAAGAACUAUUCAUUCCCUGAUGAGAAUAACAUUGCAAGGCUUCAGGAGGAACUCAUUGCCGUGAAGCUGCGAGAGGCUGAAGCCAUUAUGGGUCUGAAAGAACUCCGACAGCAAGUCAGAGACUUAGAAGAACACUGGCAGCGUCACUUAGCUCGAACUUCUGGAAGAUGGAAAGACCCACCCAAGAAAAAUGCGGUGAAUGAGCUACAGGAUGAACUAAUGAGCGUUCGCCUUCGAGAAGCGGAGACACAGGCAGAAAUGCGCGAGAUGAGGCAGAGGAUGAUGGAGAUGGAAACACAGAACCAGAUCAAUAGCAACCAGCUUCGGAGAGCAGAGCAGGAGGUGAGCAGUCUGCAGGAAAAGGUGCACUCCCUCUCCGAAAAGAACAAGGGGCUGCUUACCCAGCUGAGUGAGGCCAAGCGCAGGCAGGCGGAGAUUGAGUGCAAGAACAAGGAAGAAGUCAUGGCUGUGAGACUCCGGGAAGCUGAUAGCAUAGCCGCCGUGGCUGAACUGCAGCAGCACAUCGCUGAGCUGGAAAUCCAGCAAGAAGAGGGUAAGCUCCAGGGGCAGCUGAGCAGGUCGGACUCCAACCAGUACGUCAGGGAGCUGAAGGACCAGAUAGCGGAGCUGACUCAUGAGCUCAGGUGCCUGAAAGGCCAGCGGAGCUUCUCCCGCCAGCCACCUUUUGAUGGCGUCCACAUCGUCAGCCACUUACUGGGAGAUGAUGAUUCGUUCCACUCCUCGGACGAAGACUUUAUAGACAGUCCCUUACAGGAACGUGGAAUUGCUUUCCCCGUGCACGGGAAGUCUGGCCCCGUGUCCCUGAAUCCCGGCUUGGCAGACGACAGUGAGAGCGAAGCAGAAGAUGGUGUGCUGGGAAUUCAAGGGGGUGACCGAGAGGGUCCCGAGGAGCAGCCCCCACAAAGAGAGUCCUACUCAACCACCGUGUGACCGGCACUGUGGCAGCCUGAGGCCCUGAGGGCAGCAGUGUCCCGGGAGGCGAGUUGGGGUCACUCCAGUGUCCUGUGUACCUGUGUGUACGCACACUCGUGUGUUUCAGUCUCGUCUGACUGUCUUUGCCAAAUGUUCACUGAGUUUCCAUUGCCACAGGAGACUGAACUGUGCUAAUUGGUAAAUGGGGUUCUAACAGUAUUACAGAAUAUUAGUUUUUCCUAGUUAGAAAAUACUGCUAUGUCUAAAUGUGAGAACCAUUUAAAAAUUCAGGACAGUGGGAAAUUGGAUUUUCUUUACACGAAACUGUUCUUGUGCAAUAUUCUAUGCUCAUUGAACAAACUGUACAUUUGUGUUUAUCAGUUUGUUUCCGAGGGAGCCGUCUCUAGACAAAUCGACCAAAACAUUGGUGUGAUUUAACUUGUGUGCGGAGGAUAUUUGUUUCUUCACUAAAUUGCAGCUUUGUUAGUGGGCCUUUGAAGACUGUCAAGUACAAACACCUUUUUUUCCUCUGUAUAAUUCCUAAGCACAGAGUCAUUGUGUGCUCUGAAAGGUUUUUGUUUUUGUUUUAAGUUGACUGUGUGUCGCACUUGUGUGUGUCACGGAACAGAAGCAGGCACAGGCACACUGUUUGUACAUAUGUAUUAACCUCCGCCCCCAGCAUUGCGCGUCCUGUUACAUGGGUAGCAGAUGCUGACAGUGGCGGCUUUCAGCAUUCUAACAGGACUUCUGUAAAUAACACGUUAAGAGAAGACUAAGUACAAACCAGACACUACUGUUUUAGCAGCUGUAGCCACUUGCUCAGCAGUCCGCGCUAGCAGGCUCAUAACUGGGCGCUGUUCAAACACUACUGCUCAAGUCCUUCACUCAUCUUUAACUGAUAAAACUUUUUAUGCUAAUCUACUUAAUAGAAUUUAGCACUAGGAUAAGGUCCAAGAUACAAGCAAAUAAUAUCUGAAAAAAAAAUCUGUGAGAUUGUAUUUAAGUUCUCUAGUUUCUAAUCAACAGGUAAAGCCAUAAGAAACCUUUAUUCCUAGUCAUUCCCUGGUGUUUAGACUUUCUCUGGAAAGCUGAAUGCCUAUUGUUUGUGAAUUGAGAGAUGAUGCCUGUGGGAAGGCCGCAGGCCUGUGCUGGCCAGAUGCUUCCCACCCUCAUUUUUGCUAGCAGUUUAUGAAAGGAAGAGCCAUAGUGGAAAAUAGAAUUCCGUGUAUAAAAGUACAUUUUUGCACAGAAUAUUGCAUACAUAAAAAUAUUUUAUGAAAUGGAGUAGAAGAAGCAAAAGUAGUUUUCUUUCUCCAACUAUGUAACGCCUUAUGCUGCAUUGUGGGCGAGGCUUUCCCAGCAAGACUGUCCUAGCUGCUCUCUUGCCUGACAGACGACAUUGGAAAACGCCUGUGUCCAGAGCACCCACCAAACUCUAGUAUGUAAUUUACCUGUGAUCAUAAGCUAGUUAUUUAAGGUAUUCAGAGCUCUCCAGGCUCUUCAAAAGCUCUCGCUGACAUUUUCAGCUCCCUGCCCUCUGGCAGUGUUAGUUCUGUGAGUUUCUGCUGCAGAGAUAGGCGUGAGCAUUGCAGCCGAGUCUUGGUCAGGGGCCAGGGUCCUGCUCUUGGGCUUGAGGGCGCUGCCAGGGUCCGUCCCUCAGGGGGUUCUCUGUGGUUCUGUGCUGACAGUUGCGCAGUGAGGUGGGAGGCCUGUCGCCCUGUUAUUUUUUUAGCCCCUCCUCGGGAAACCUGUUUGGAAAAUAUUGUUUGGAAACCUGUUUGCCUGCUGUGCCCAAGGCCCCGUGUUCAAGCCCAGCACCAACAGCAGACAGACAGUGCGGAGCUUCCUACCAGCCCUGCUGGUUUGGAUUAGGGGUGAAGCAGCUCUGCAAAUUAAAGCUCCGUUCACUGAUGCUCUUGUGAUUUCCAGUGGAGUGCUAGCAGCAGCAGCUCUCCAAGGCCUUGGAGUCAAGUGGGGUGCAGUGGUGCAAACCUCAUUCAUUCCCUGCUACUCAGGAAGCAGAGGCAGGAAGCAUGCUUGAGGACAGGACCAGCCUGGAUGGCAUAGUAAGAUUUUUGUCUCAAAAAAAUGUUUUAUUUCACAUACCACUGAGAAAGAUGUAAAGUCUUUCUGGCCAUACUGUGCCCCAGUCUGACUCCGUUUCAUUCAAAUUAAUGUAAGAAUAUUGUGAAGACUCUGAAGCCUGGACUGUGCUGCUGGUGGAUUUCAUUUCAUCUAAUAUUUUUGUGUCUUUCGAAUGGUGCCUACUCACACACUUAGACUUGAAGGUGUGCCAGGGGCGUGAUGGAGACGGUGACAGAUGAUAGAAAGCCUUGCUCUCUGGGCAGAGCAAGCACCUUGAUAUGCUUACCACCCAGGCACUAGGCUCAGGAAGGCGCGUCGGCAGACUCCCCAGGGCCUUACACACAGCGGGCAAGCUCUCUACUGCUAAGCCACACGGCCAGUGCAUGCAUGUUCUGUGUGGAAAAGAGGCCAAAGAGAUCGUUUCAUUCAACUUUUACUCUGGUUUUUGUUGUUUGAGUUUUUUGUUUUUAUUUUGGCUAGUUGGCAGCCACUCAGCAUUUGCUGAUUGAUUGAAACGUCGUAUUUCAUCUAACUGGCCACUUACGAUGAAAGAAAAAAAGCCUUUUCCAGCCCUGAACACAAUGCAGCUUGUUAAUUUCCAGGCAGUGCCUUUGAUUGAAAAUAAUGUCUACUGCUUUUGAAGUAUGUUAUUCCUGGCGUCAUAAGAAGUCAUUUGGUUCCUCAGUCACCAUUUGCAUAAUGUAAUGUCAUAUUCACCUUUUUAAAAAUUAAGAAUAUCAAUUAUUUUGGUAAACUUCAUGGCCAGUGUGGUUAUUGCACCAAGACAUCAAAUGGCCAGCGUGUAGCCUCAGUAACUUACUAAAGCGAUGAGUUUUACCUUGAAAGUUUUUGCUGCUCUAGAUUAGCAAACAAUUUUUAAUUUCUUUUUAAUUCUGAAAUUAAUUAAAAUUAUUUCUCAUUGAAAGUAGGGUAGAUGCUAUUUAAAAUCCAACUUUUUCCAUUACAUCUAAGACUCUAUACACCUCUUCAGUCCAGAGAAGCGUUGACACAGUGAAACAUUAGACGUGAAAAUUUACAAAUGUAUUUCGUCAUACUGUUGGGUUUUUAUUGUAACACUGUAUGAUAACCUAAAAUGUUUACUUGUGCCUUUGCUUUAAAUAAUUAAAGUUUCUUGUUUUACAA
This is a messenger RNA of Meriones unguiculatus (Mongolian gerbil), 6179 nucleotides long. RefSeq names its product ecotropic viral integration site 5 (gene Evi5). The record is from RefSeq and is a predicted model, not a curated record. The coding region runs from base 492 to 2969 and encodes 825 amino acids. The transcript is spliced from 20 exons. NCBI's taxonomy places the organism in Eukaryota, Metazoa, Chordata, Mammalia, Rodentia, Muridae.